CCUUCUUCUCAUCCCGUUUCUCAUCCUUUGACAAAAACUUUCAAUACGUAUUUUUUUUUGUACGAAAAAGAGAGAAAAAAAACAAAGGAAGUCGAAUCUGAAUGUUUUAAACGGCGAGAAAAAAGCAAUCGGAGUUUUUUAAUUUCAUACAAGAGAAACAUUAGAGCGGGAGGGAAAAAACUAAUUUUUAAACAAAAAACGAAAGUUAACUUCUUUGCGUGUGAAACACAUGGUUUCUUUUUAAAUUUCUCCCAUUACGUGUAGAUUUAAUUGUCGAUUCGGACAUUCAAUUUACGCUUAGACGUGAUGUAUUAUAGUUCAGCCUUGAUUUUGCGGAGCGAUGCGGAGCAAUCGGUAUUGUUGGAAAGAUUCGUUUUGUAACCUAGGAACCGAUGCUUGCGUUUCAUCGUGUCUUGUUAGCAAAAGUUAGCACUACGCGCUAAUUGCGAUCGGCGAGACAAAUUUCCCAAUAGUGCGUUUUAUUACAGUCGAUAAUUACACACCAUGUUUUGCGAUAGUUCGGAUUUCGUGGUCUUUCGGAAGACCAUAAACGGCGAACGUAUAGUUUUGUCCGAUACGAGAAAAAGAUUAUCUCCGAGAACUUGAGAAGUAUUUCUAAAGGAUGACUCAGCUAGAGCUGGAUCCUCAAUUUACCCAGGGACUCCGUCUUCUGCACUCAACCAACAAGGACUCUGCGGAACAGUUGAGGGCUUUGUUGGAUGAAGCAAUCAAACAAAAAUAUGGACCAUCUAAAAUGCUCUCAAAUGUGUUACAUAAAAAAUAUAUGAUAGAAGAAGCAGUAUUGAGCGAUCACAGCAGCAGUAGCAGCAAAAAGAGCAAAAGCUCCAGCUCAUCCAAGCAUUCCAGUAAAUCAAGCAAGAACAGUUCACCUGUUAAUCUGCCAGCACGUGAUACGCCACCGGACAUAUUGCAGACUGAUGAUACACUAGCAUUGGAAAUUCUAGAAGACGAUCUAACGUGUGUCAUUUGCAAGGGAAUGGACGUUGGCGCGAGAAAUAGACUAGUGGAGUGUCAAGAAUGUCACUCUUUGUAUCAUCAGGAAUGUCAUGUUCCACAUAUUUUGGAUUCACAAAUAGAUGUGCCGAAGCAAGUGUGGUAUUGCUCUAACUGUUCAAAAUCUCAGGUAUCAAAAGAAAGAAGUUCGCCAAAGAUAGAGAAUAAUUACACUGUGAUAGAAAAUAAGUCCAAAGAACAGAAAAAGCCCAGCUCAAGUAGCGGAGCUAAGAUAACACCAAAUAUUCAUAUUAUAAGCGCAGAUAAAAGACUGAAAGAUAUGAUGAAAAAAGCCAAGCAGGAUAAACGAAAUCCAGGUAGCGGAAACAGUUCGAAGAGCUCUUCGUCCAGCUCGACUGUAUCCUCGAGCAAGUCUCAGGAAAAAUCGUUAUUGUAUAAAAUAAAAAAUCAGGAGUGAAACGAAAUUCUGUCAAAAUAUAACAAAGAAAUUUAAGUAAACUAAAACAAGUAAGAUGCGAGCAAUGUAUAUUGUAAAAAUAUAAUAACUUUAUAGUUUUUUGUUGAUAUGUAUAUAUACACAUAUGUAUUUUUUUUAAAUGAAUUGUAUUGACAAUGAAUUUGUAAAUGAUUUUAUUGACACGGGAGGAAGAAUGUGUGACUUAGUAUUUGUCACGAGUAUAUUCCCGUAUACGAAUUAGGUAAGAGAUAAAAGAAAAAAAUCGGAAAGAUUGAGAAUCGCUCAUGACGAAAAAAAACAAAAAAAACAAGAAGUCCUAUAUAGAUGAUAUCACUAGAGUGUAUUUAUAGUGAAGUUUAAUCUCGAAAUACAUUCAAUCGAUAUUAGUACAAUUGGGCCUUUGUGUGUACCGUCUCCGAAGUGUUUCUUCCUUACUACCUAUAUAAAUACAAUUCCAUAUUAUACACUUUAUUAAUAAUUGUACAAACGUGCCAUGUAAAUUUGUUUAUCUUUUAAGCUUUUUCGCAUUAUUAUUACAAAAAUAUUAAGUAUGUAGAAAAUAAUGACAUAAUACUACUAUCGCUAAUAAUUAUUACACACGUAAUAUUAUUUGUAAUACACAUGUCUGCGUAGUUUUUUUGUUUUUUUUUUUA
Messenger RNA from Pseudomyrmex gracilis, 2085 nucleotides. RefSeq names its product integrator complex subunit 12-like. Gene Ontology annotation, cellular component: integrator complex. The record is from RefSeq and is a predicted model, not a curated record. Lineage: Eukaryota; Metazoa; Arthropoda; Insecta; Hymenoptera; Formicidae. The transcript is spliced from 5 exons. Gene Ontology annotation, biological process: snRNA 3'-end processing. Bases 623 to 1432 code for a protein of 269 amino acids.